Xenopus laevis (African clawed frog) is the source of this 2922-nucleotide messenger RNA. It is a transcript of the gene b3gnt3.2.L, whose product is annotated as UDP-GlcNAc:betaGal beta-1,3-N-acetylglucosaminyltransferase 3, gene 2 L homeolog. Gene Ontology annotation, molecular function: hexosyltransferase activity; acetylglucosaminyltransferase activity; glycosyltransferase activity. The record is from RefSeq and is marked predicted. Lineage: Eukaryota; Metazoa; Chordata; Amphibia; Anura; Pipidae. Gene Ontology annotation, cellular component: membrane; Golgi membrane. Gene Ontology annotation, biological process: carbohydrate derivative metabolic process; protein O-linked glycosylation; poly-N-acetyllactosamine biosynthetic process.
CGCUUGUGGAGCCACAGAACACACCUGCCUGCCCUACACUGGAUAUCUGAGUAACUUUCCAAUUUCAAUAUGAGGAGGACAUUUAUCAAAGCUGAGAUCCUUGUAUUGCUUGCUGUGGGAAUCUUGUCCCUCCUUUUUAUCCUUCGGGAAGAUCAAAAUGAUCCAGUAGUCUUCGAAGAAAUUGAGGAAUCUUCACCUGACCAUCUUACAGAUAUUGUUACCAAAGCACCCAUUGUAAAACUAGAGUGGCAUUCCAGGUGUAAGCCGAAUGAUUCUGUUAAAAGCAUUAGUGGGUUCUCUGCUUUGCCACCUCAUAUAAAAGACUUCUUAAAAUACAGGCACUGCAGAAGCUUCCCCCUAAUUAUUGACUCUCCCAAUAAGUGUGGUGGCCCUUCUGCAUCCAAAGGAGUUUUCUUGCUACUUGCAAUUAAAUCUUCCCCUGGUAACUAUGAAAGAAGGGCUGUUAUUCGACAAACUUGGGGAGCAGAAGAAACCUAUGGAACUGCUAAGGUGAAGAGAAUAUUUAUAUCCGGGAUUCCGAAGGUAGAUAAGGAAGUAAAAAGGAUGAAUAAAUUGCUGAAGAUUGAAAGCCAGAAAUUUGGUGACAUCAUACAAUGGGAUUUUCAAGACACUUUCUUUAACCUAACCCUAAAGCAGCUCCUAUUUCAUCAGUGGCUAGACGAAAACUGCCCAGGAGCCAACUUUAUCUUCAAUGGAGACGAUGAUGUCUUUGUGAACACCUUCAAUGUAAUUACUUAUUUACAGGGAUUUGGAGAGCAUGGAGCAGAUAAACAUCUCUAUGUUGGACAGUUGAUAGCCAAUGUAGGUCCCAUCCGGGAGUCACAGAGCAAGUAUUACGUACCAGUACAGGUUACCACUUCCAACUCCUACCCAAUGUAUUGUGGAGGUGGAGGAAUUCUUAUGUCUAGGUUUUCUUGCCUUUCAAUAUCUAAUCAGUCCAAGAGCAUACAACUUUUCCCAAUUGAUGAUGUGUACCUUGGCAUGUGCCUUGAAAAGGCAGGCUUAGUGCCAGCCUCCCACAUGGGCAUGAGGACAGUAGGGGUGAAGGUCCCUUCUGCCACAUUGGAUUCUUUUGAUCCUUGUUAUUAUAGGGAGCUACUAAUGGUACAUCGUUUUGUGCCUUAUGAGAUGAUAGUUAUGUGGAAUGCCAUACAAGACUCCAAACUUGACUGUGGCCAAAGACAUACUGUAUACAUUGGAGUAUGAUCAAAAUUUUCCUUGUGACUUUCUGAUCAAGGGUUUUGCAUCUCUGACGUAAAUGAUUUACAAAUCUAGCACUGCUGAAGGAAUAAGAAAACAUUUGCAAUGGACCAAAAUCAAAGAUUAACUGAAGAUCCUACUUCAGCACAAGAAAUAGGUCAUCAGCUUCCAUGUGAGUGGCCAAUUGUGCAAAGGUGGAGCUAAAUGUUGCUGCCUUAAACAAAUACAUUGAGAUAUAUUGUAUUUGCAAGUUAUCUGGGAAUUCAUGUGUGUUUUGACUCUAUUUAUUUUUACCCCUUCCUCCGGUGUUUUUUAGGCAUAAGACUCUUUUUGUAAAUUUAAUAUGUAACGUAAGUAUUCAGUGUGAAAAUGUGGGCAUUUUAGCCUUAUCUCUUGUUCUGCUCAGUUCAGAACCCCAAUCAACCCAAACAAUGCCACCUAUAGUAUGUUAUACUUAAUUCCUGUGUGGGAAAAAUGCACAGGUACGACAAUAAAAGAUGUGGUUAAAUAGUGUCAGGCUCAUUUACAAUACAGGGUGCAAAAGAAAGGCCACUAUGGACUUUUGUACUACUUUUUAGUAUUUUUCAUCUCGCUGCAGAAAGCAGCAGACCCAUUGGCAUAGAUGUUAGAUGAGCUAUUUCUGCUUUUGCACUUGUCAAUGGACAUUGUAAAUGACCCCAUAUACUGUAUUUUUUUAAGAGCUGGAACAUAUGGUGUCCAAAGCAACCCCCAAGGGUGAAGACACACACUUUUAAAUAUAAGGCUAAAUUACACCAAUAUUUGGUUGCAUUCUUUAUUAUAUGUAUUCUUUGGUCAAAAAACAAAUGUGGGCAACUAUACCAGAAAAGUCUAAAACCUUAGCAAAUGUGCCUUCUUGUAUGUUAAGUAAUAUUCACAUUUUAUAGGACACUGUUGGAUCACGUUCUUUGCCAAGAAUGUUAUUUAAAAAUGUGGACCUUCCAGUUGUUAGCAGCUGCUACAGGUUUAGCAGCAGGUGGAAGUUUACAGGCCGAAUGACUUAUUAGAAGACAGAUGUACACUUGGCCCUUUAGUUGCUGGAUAAAAGUUGGCCAAAGAAUAUAUCAUUGUACACCAGUAGAUGUCAAACAUGUUAACAGUAGAUCACAGCAGAUGAGCAGAUUGUCCACCCUUAUAUUAAGACAGUGCUGGUGAAGAUUUACUAUGCCAUGGGCAAUUUAUCUGUGGUUUCUAUGUUUAAAAGCCUGCAAUUUAUAAAACAUUGUCAUACAAGCUGGUCUGUAGAGAUCUUGAGCAUACUGGGGCCACAUCCAGCCCAUAAGCAUCCAGCUGAACAACCCUAGAUAACCCUAAUUUGGUACUUGCGGUUCAGCUUUUUAAAAAUGACACUGCCUGUUAUCUCCCCAUGUAAUGCAAUGAGGUUAUAUUUUCUGCAGCACUUUAGGUGGUAGACUCUGAUGCAAUAACUUACUAACACUGACCUGCUGGGAAUAAUGGUAAAGUCAGUUAACUCUGCUGUCACCACAGGGAUAGGCAGUUUCUAUUAAAGCCAAUGACAGGUGGCACUGAUAUUUUGGGUAUUUUUCCCACAAAGGGAAAUGACGCUUGGAAAAAAAAUUCGGGUACAAACUCACCUUAAAGGCAUUGAAAGAAGGAACCUGUACAAAUAUAAGGUCUGAGUAUAUUUUUGGAGUUUUUUUUUCUAUUAAAGAGAUACUGAUU